Messenger RNA from Parnassius mnemosyne (clouded apollo), 1362 nucleotides. NCBI's taxonomy places the organism in Eukaryota, Metazoa, Arthropoda, Insecta, Lepidoptera, Papilionidae. The record is from the annotation of a GenBank genome assembly.
AUGCCGAGUGAAAUGAUAACACUUCAACUUGGUCAAUGCGGAAACCAAAUUGGCUUCGAGUUUUGGAAACAAUUAUGCAUAGAACACGGCAUAUCUCCUGAAGGGAUUUUGGAGGAAUUUGCAUCAGCAGGUUCGGACCGCAAAGAUGUUUUUUUCUAUCAAGCAGACGAUGAUCACUACAUACCCCGGGCUGUGUUGUUAGACUUGGAGCCUCGAGUUAUACACACUAUUAUGAAUUCUCCGUAUGCAAAGCUAUAUAAUCCAGAAAAUGUAUAUUUAUCAAAACAUGGAGGUGGUGCGGGGAACAACUGGGCUUCUGGAUAUGCGCAAGGAGAAAAACUCAAUGAAGAAGUUUUUGAUAUUAUCAACAGAGAAGCUGAUGGCAGUGAUAAUUUAGAAGGAUUUGUCCUAUGCCACUCAAUCGCCGGGGGCACGGGAUCUGGUAUGGGAUCUUACAUCUUGGAACAUUUGUCGGAUAGAUUUCCCAAAAAAUUAGUACAGACUUACAGUGUCUUUCCGAAUCUAGAUGAAAUAAGUGAUGUAGUAGUACAACCAUAUAACUCAUUGCUGACAUUGAAGCGACUGACAGAGAGCGCAGAUUGUGUGAUGGUACUGGACAAUACGGCACUCAAUAGAAUCGCCAGUGAUCGCCUACAUAUACAGAAUCCUUCCUUCGCACAAAUAAACACACUUGUUUCUACAAUUAUGAGUGCUAGUACAGCUACUCUUAGGUACCCGUCGUACAUGAACAAUGAUCUGAUCAGUCUGGUGGCACCGCUGAUCCCCACACCGCGCCUUCACUUCCUUAUGACCGGCUACACACCGCUCACUGCAGACCACGAACUCAAUACUAUUCGGAAAACGACAGUACUGGAUGUAAUGCAAAGAUUGCUACAACCAAAGAAUAUGAUGGUCUCGCUCAGUCCAGAUCGAACCAAUCAGCACUGCUAUAUAUCAAUACUCAAUAUAAUACAGGGCGAGGUAGACCCAUCGCAAGUGCACAAGUCGCUUCAAAGAAUUCGAGAACGCAAACUUGCUUCGUUUAUCCCAUGGGGACCAGCGUCUAUACAAGUGGCGUUAUCGCGACGUUCACCCUAUGUACACGCUUCUCACAAGGUGUCCGGACUGCUGCUCGCCAACCAUACUAACAUCUCGUCGCUGUUCGAUCGAUGUCUCCAGCAAUUUGACAAACUACGUAAACGCGAAGCUUUCCUUGAAGUCUUCCGGAAAGAACCUAUGUUUAAGGAGUCUUUGGAGGAGUUCGACGAAUCUCGUAGUGUUGUAGACGACCUUGUACAAGAGUACCAGGCUGCUGCUACACCCGAUUAUGUGCACUGGAAUCCUGGUAAUUUCUAUACUUGA